This is a messenger RNA of Gossypium raimondii (Peruvian cotton), 895 nucleotides long. RefSeq lists its product as uncharacterized. NCBI's taxonomy places the organism in Eukaryota, Viridiplantae, Streptophyta, Magnoliopsida, Malvales, Malvaceae. The transcript is spliced from 4 exons. The record is from RefSeq and is a predicted model, not a curated record. The coding region runs from base 186 to 887 and encodes 233 amino acids.
AAAAACUUUCAAUACCGCCAUUUCUCUUAUAGUUUUUUCCUGAAUUUCUUCGUUUUAACAAAUAUUUAAUUAAUAAAAGAAAAUUAGAGGGACGAAAGGACCGCUAAUAUUCUGUGAUUUUAUUGUUCAUUUUUUUUUCCAUUUUGCAUUGUUUUAUCGAGAAAUCGAAAUUGUUUUAGCUCGCUAUGUCGAAUCCCCAUCUGCUAAAUUCAAGAAUUUCCUUCCAUUUUCUCGUUUGGUGGAUCUUGUUUGGCUGUUUUCCAGGAUUAAUUUCAUCGUUUGAGGUUACAUUGGAUUCAAUUGAAAUAUUCCGCACGCAUGAUUGGAUUUCAAAACCGACUGUUUAUUUCGAAUGUAAAGGAGAGAACACCACGUUGUUGCCCGAUGUCACCAAAAUCAACGUCGUUUAUUCGUUCAAGGGACAAGAAUCUUGGCAGCCCCUAACACAAUUGGAUGGCAAGAAGUGCAAGCGAUGUGGAUUCUACGAGAAGGACGUCAUUAAAAUAGAUGAUGUAUACGCGGAGUGGGAGUUUUGUGCUACCGACUUUGAACCUCCAGCCGGAAAAUAUAUAUUGUUUAAAGAGAAUCAACUCAAUGUUACUUUCCACUGUCAAGAAUGCCCAUCUCUUCCGGGGGCUUCCAAUGCAACCCCAGAAAAGCGUAACAUUGAGGAUGAUGACGAUGACGAUGACGAUGGGAAAGGAUUACGUAUUUUUAUUAUUUUAGUGAUUACUGCGGUUGUUUCAACUGUAACAAUAAUUGGACUGGUGAUGGCAAAUAAACACUGGCAAAAAAAGAAGCGUCAACAGGAUCAAGCUCGGUUCUUGAAGCUAUUCGAAGAAGGAGAUGAUAUCGAGGAUGAACUAGGCCUUGGUACUGUAAUAUGAAUGAAAUA